Stomoxys calcitrans (stable fly) is the source of this 5152-nucleotide messenger RNA. It is a transcript of the gene pwn, whose product is annotated as mucin-2. Gene Ontology annotation, molecular function: calcium ion binding. NCBI's taxonomy places the organism in Eukaryota, Metazoa, Arthropoda, Insecta, Diptera, Muscidae. The record is from RefSeq and is a predicted model, not a curated record. The transcript is spliced from 9 exons. The coding region runs from base 479 to 4732 and encodes 1417 amino acids.
CAGAAAGGUGGAAAUUUCGGAAACAAACAAGUGAUUAUCUGUAUAACCAAACAAACGACAAAAAAUUAACAAGAAAUUGACUAAAAAAUAAUAAGCCAAUCAACUAAAACUCAAUAGCCAAACAACAAACCAACAUCAAUCCAAAUAAUUCUCAAUCGCAGAUUCAAUAAGAGGUCGCCACAACAUUUCACAACAUCAUCAUUUUCUGGCUCGGACACUUGUUAACGUUCUGUCUCACUAGCUGUGCUCGUGGAUUAAAGUGCAAGCCAUAGAAAUGUGGUCCAGCCAGGCUGUAUUUUAAGCAUGGGUGCUGGGGCUGACAUAAAUCAUAAUUGUUUUAUGUCUGUGGUGAAUAUGUUAAACAAUAGUACCUAAAUUUUUAAUUUGUCGUGAAGUCAUAACCAUAAUAGAAUAAUCAAUUGAAAAAAAAAUAUUAAGCCAAUCAACUACAAGUCUACACAACACUACUUGGCUAAAGAUGCGUCGGAAAACUUUUCGAAAAACCAGCCCAAUUUGCAGCCAAAUGCCGUACAAAAUGUCCAAACAUCAAAAACACUACAGAUCUUUCAUUGCCUCGAUAUGUUGGCAACAAUUUGCGGUAUCAGCAGUGCUUAUCAGUAUUGUGCUGCUGGCAAAUAUUGUGGAUUGUGUCCAUGACAUAUCACAAAUGUCUCCAAAAUCAAGCAGCCAUGAGGGAAUUGUUGCCAUCAAUCCACUAUUGACAUCAACUUCGGAACAGUUUUUGACGGCCAGCAUUAGCGAUCAACUAACCACGACAGAGGUGCUGGUGGAAUCCACUAAGAUGUCCGGGGAUAAUGAAACCACUCAUUCUCGUGUCCCUCGUUCAGCUUUACCCAUUGUCAAUGAAAAAUUCCCUACAUCGGCUCAAAAUAACGUUCAGUUUCCAGAAAAGGAGUCCGAAAAGGAUGCAGCUGCGGCUGGACGUUAUUUCCAAUAUAACAUUAAGCCCACAAGUUCCAUUGAGCACGAGAUUGAGAAUAUGGAGACAAGCAAGAAAUUACGGAGCGGAAAAUCGGCUAACGUAGCAGCAACGCCUGCCAGUACUACCGGUCCUUUUUUAGUGAAUGGGGACCUUCGACAACCCAUGUCGGGGUCCCACACUCCCUUGGUCAACAUGAGCUCUGUGACAUCGACAGCAGCUACUGCUACCGCAUCGACACAUAAUUCGCGCCAAAAUCCCAACCCCGAUAUCCAAGACAUUAUUACAGGUAUUGUAAAGUUGCUCAAUGGCAAUGUUAACGUUCAUGCCAAUACUCAGGGUGGUCGUCGACCCACAGCUAGUCGCAUUAACAAUCGGGGACCACCCAGAAUUUCGGAUACUCAGCCCCUGCCUAUUGAGUACGAGGGCCAUAAAAACCAGGGACCUUCGUCUAUCAGACCAGCACCGUAUCCUUUCGACCGACCCGAAAGACCGUUUAUAACGGGAGUGCCUAUACCAGAACAAAUAGUGCCCGUAAGACCAGGCUUUGUGAGUAGCCGACCGCCAUGGCACCGUAAUAAGCCCCGCCCACCUAUAACCACGUCCAUUGGGGGGCGUAGACCUAUACCUCAAUACAAACCCAUACCGACUGCACAAAUGCAACCACCUCAAGAAGAGGAACCUAUAGGCGGCUUACCCAGCACCAUAGCUAGUGGUCCCAUUGCGAUUCCAUCCGCAGAAUCGGACAAAAGCGAAACUAUUGAUGGACCAUCUCCUACAGAUACCUCAUAUGACUCCGAAUUUUCAGGAGAAGACUUAAAUACGCAAUACAUUGAAGUGUCGGACAAUGAUGGCGAUAAUGCGCCAUCAGAUAGGGAUGUAAUCGCCGAAUAUAAACCUCCCAUUCCUCCCACACCAGCAGCCCCUUCGACGACACCUCCCACACAACCCGCCUUGCCAGCAAAGAAAGAUGAGCAAAGUCAUACCACAAAGAAGAAGCCCACCAAGCAUAAAAACUCGGAUAAAAAGAAGCACUCUCCAGAGCAAAUUAACGCCAAUGCUGAUGUUCCCCCGUCAGUGGUACAAGUGAGUUCACAGUAUCUGCCAAUGCCCAUGGCUGCGACUGAGAAUACUGGACCCGAUGUAACAGGUGACGAGGUUAUUUUUAUGACAGCCAGUAAAACACCCGAAUUGGUAACGACAACUUCCAUGCAUACUUUGCCGGCUACUAAGGGCAAAAGUCCAACAAUAUCCACCAAGCCCUUGACGACGAAAGAGCAGCAGUUGAAAACAAGUAUCCUUAGUUCGAUGUCUCAUGUAGAUUUAGAGACAACGAUUGUUCCUACACCAAUAACCUCUGUUCCCAUAACCACAACCACUUACACCUCCAGUACCUCAACCACCUCUACUAGUUCCACUACCACCACCACUACUACUACCACUACAACUGAGACUGUACCCAUCUCCAAUAACCAAAACCAAGCCCACCUAACAACUCCAACACCCCCGGUGCCGGCUCAAUACCAACCACGCCCUGGCAUUGUUUUGGAUGAUCCAGAAUUUAAGCCUGGCGGUCGACCACGGCCUCAGCGCCCACCUCAACCUCAAAUUCCUCACAUUGCGGUGCCAUCUGUAAAUAUACAACCCACCCGACAACAAUUGCCACCUGGCUAUGGAGAAAUUUUCGAUGUCACCCUCUCGGCCAUUCAAGGCCCAGGCUCCCAAGGUGGCUCCCAGCAAACAAUUAACAUAAAACCCUAUGGUGCUUACGAUACAGGAGGUGGUGCCGGUGCUGAUAUCAUUGUGUCGGCCUCAGGUGAAGAUGGUUUUGUUUCUAUAGAUGGUAAGCGUACUUACAUCAAUCUUUUUGGUGAUCCCACAGAUCCUCCAAGCAAUGUACAGCAACCAAUGGCAGCCACAGCUAUACCACAACUUCCCAGCGCUCCAAUUGGCCCGCCCGCCACGACUUUGUCCUCGACAACUAAGCCAAAUCAAAGCCUUAGUACAGCCGUCAGUAGUGGUGGUAGUGGCAACACUCCAGUGACACAAAAAAAUACGCCCGGUGUAGGUUAUGGCGUGGCCGAGACAGAAAUUGUGGAUAUACACACCAACAAACCUCAACACGCGAAACCUCCACAGUCUCUGCCAACGACAACGAACGUCGGAACAACCCGACCUCAUUAUAGACCACGAACUACACAGCCUCCAGUGCGCAUUGAUACCUGUAUAGUGGGAGACGAUUCAACCUGCGACCAAGCCCAACAUGAGUACUGCAAAACGGAAAAUGGUGUUUCCAGCUGCCACUGUAGACCUGGUUAUUCCCGUCGGAAACAUCGCGAACCUUGUCGAAGGGUUAUUACAUUCUACAUUGGUAUGCGAGUUGACAGAAUCUAUGAGCAUCGCAUUGUUUGGGAUAACAAAUUAGCGGAUCGCACCAGUGAACCCUAUGGGCAGCUAAGUUUUGAAUCUGUCAGAGCUAUCGAUUCUGCCAUGUCCAUGACACCAUACUCCGACGAAUUUAUGGAAGCUAAAGUCAACAACAUCUACCGUGGAGACCCUAAUCUCGGUGGCAGUGGUGUGUUUGUCAAUCUUACCAUUAAGCUGGAUGAAAGUGUUGAAACCUUGCGCCCGAAUCUGCGCAGUGAUGUACAAAAACAUUUGCUGGGCGUUUUACAUCGACGCAAUAACAACAUCGGCAAUUCCGUUCUGUUUGUAAGCUCUCCAGAAGGUGCCAUUUCUGCCCUACGAGAUUUAGAUGAAUGUCAUGCUCGGGACCUUAAUGAUUGUCAUCCCACUGCUACUUGUAUUAAUACUUGGGGUAGUUAUCGCUGCACCUGUCCGGAAGGCACCAAAGAUCUUUGGUCUGAACAACCACUGCGUUCUGGUCGCGAAUGCCAGACCUGUCCCGAAACUUAUUGCAAUAGUCGUGGUGUUUGCAGUUACAAUGAGGAAGGUACUCAAAUAUGCACCUGUGAUUCAAGCCAUUAUGGUGGCCAAUGUGAAAUCGAUGGCGAAGUCUUGGGCGUGGCCAUUGGGGCUUCAGUGUUGGCUGUUAUCAUAAUAGUUUUGACUCUGGUCUGUUUAAUUAUGUGGUCACGUAGAUGGCAGCGAGAACAAAAGAAUGCCAUUGGCUCUCCCGUAUUUGGGUAUAUGAAUACCGCUCCCUUAAAAUCAGCCGCCCUACCACAACCUGGCUAUCAAGUGACUCUGGAAGAUCGUAUGCGUUGGGCUCAAAUAGCAGAUGUUAUGGCUCAAACUAAUCAUUAUGGCGCUGAACCAAUUGGAGGACCCACUCGACCUUCAUCGGCUAUGUUCGCUUACCCCAACUUACAGACCCUGGGUAUGGGUACCAUGGGCGGUAUAUCGAUGCAGAGCACCAUGCAGCAGAUGCACCAUCAUAACAGUACAUUGGCACCUCCUGUUCCGUUGCCACGAUUUUCUUUCAGAAGAUUGGGACUUGGUUCACGUUCGAAUGGCAUGCGAACUUUGGACAAUUCUAGUUCAAGUGAAGAAGAAGAUCGUACAGACCUGCUGGGGAGAAAUUUCCAAGUGCCCAGACCAAAGUCACGUAGUAAUGGCAGUAUAGCGAAUCAAUCUGGAAUUUACUACGAUGUCGACUAUGAACCUUCGGCCAAUGGAAUUGGCAGUAGCAGUGUAGAUCGAUUGUAUGGAUCCCAAAACCCAUCAAGCACUCACUCACAUAUGGGCAGCAGUCACAUACCUGGUCCACAGGGAAUACCCAUGAGUACGUACACCUCGGGACGAGCACCCAGCAGUUAUUACAUGAAAUGAAUUAAGGGUAUAAGUAAAAAAGCAAAGUAAUACGUGUAGAAAUCCUAUGAUAAAUCCUAAACAAGAGUAAGAGAAAUAUAAAAACUACUUAUAAUAAACAUAUUAGCAAUAGUUUAUUGUAGAUACAUAUGAAAUGCAAUUUUAUGAUAAGGCAUAAACAAGUAACAACUAAAAUAUAAUAGUGUAGUAAGUUAUUAUCACUGGAAGCAUCCAUUUCCCUUCUAGAACUAGUCCCCUAAGUAGUAUUUGUAAAUACGUUAGUGUAAAAAUCUCAAUGUACGUUUAAAUAUUUAUUACCAAUUACCAACUAUUCAAAUCGUCUUAAAUGUUAACGAUAUUUUUUGUUAAGAACGUUUAAAACUUUUGAACUUAAGAAUUAAUUCUAGAAAUUUUAUAAUCACACAAACUGUACUAAUCAUA